CCCGCACUUCCUUUAAGAAUUCCCCACCGUCGGCGGAUCUCUCCCUCACCAUCCCCGAUCACCGCAGACAACCAGUCCAAGAUGUUGGAAGCCUUUGAGAUUCUAUCCACCUCCGGUGUCGUCCUGUGGUCGCGAUCCUACGCCCCGGUCGGCGCUCACAUCGUCAACAGCCUUAUCAACGACGUCUUUAUCGAGGAGAAGGUUCAACUCCAGGCUGUGAAUAACGCAUAUCCCGUCUACAAGAAAGAGAAGUAUACGCUGAAAUGGAAGAAGGCCAAGGAUUUCAAUCUCAUCUUUGUGGCGGUAUACCAGUCCCUGCUCCAUCUUGGUUGGAUCGAUAAACUCCUAGACAACAUCUCGACCAUCUUCCUCGAUCUAUACAAGGACCAACUAAAGAGCACUCGCGCUCGCAUCGUCGAGUACCCGUUCGACCGAUACUUCGAUCUACAGGUGAAGGAGUUGGAGAAUAUCUCGGGUGCGAUCACCUCCGAGGGCUUCGUGGCCGAUGCGGAAGACAAAAAAGACCCGCUGGUCUCGUCUGAUAAUGGCGGUCCGCCGCCGCCAACCAUGCCUGGCCUUAUUAAAGCGCAGCAUCAAGCUGCGCUAGGCGUGUCGACCUCCGAUGAGAGUUCGCCACCCCAGACCCCCGAUACUUCUCGACCAUCAACGCCCGCCGCAAGUCAUAUUCUAAGUGCCAAGGGCGGACCCCGUGGUUCCCGACGUGCGCGCAAGGCGGCGAAUGCGAGCGCCAAUGCUUCUUCCGGCGAUGAGAAAUUUCGCAAGGGAAAGACGGCGAGUGCUAAGAAAGGCCGCAAGUGGGACGCCGACGGAAUGGCUGAUGAGGAUGACGGCACGGUCCUCGAUUAUUCGGCGCCAGUCGAUGAGACAUCGGCCCCGUCCGUGGAUACUAUCGCACAAGACUCUUGGGGACGUCGAACUGGCAAGGGUCAAUUUGUUCUGAAGGACCUAGGGGACGAAGUCCAUUCGAUUCUUGAGAAUGCAGAUAGUGAGAAGGCGAAAACUUCCACGUCGUCUGGAUUCGUCGGCUCGGGUUUCAGCGCGAUCGGUGGUCUUCUGCGCAAUGUUGUUGGCGGAAAGGUUUUGACGGAGGCUGAUCUGGAGAAGCCGUUGAAAACCAUGGAAGACCAUCUUCUCAAGAAGAACGUGGCGCGCGAGGCAGCUGUCCGACUAUGCGACGGCGUGCAGCGAGAGCUUGUUGGCAAGAAGACGGGCAACUUCCAAAGUGUGGACGCUGCGCUCCGCUUGGCAAUGGAGUCUUCUCUGAGAAAUAUCUUGACCCCUACCUCGUCCUUGGACUUGCUCCGGGAAAUUGAUACCGUCACCUCGCCGACUACCCGACAAGCAGCUCCGCGUCCGUACGUGAUUUCAAUUGUCGGCGUCAACGGCGUUGGCAAAUCGACAAACCUGGGCAAGAUCUGUUACUUCUUACUGCAGAACAACUACCGGGUUCUGAUCGCUGCGUGUGACACCUUCCGAUCCGGAGCUGUGGAGCAACUUCGUGUUCAUGCUCGGAACUUGAAGGAGCUCAGCUCUCGCGAGAAUGUCGGUGAUCUUGAGCUGUACGAGAAGGGGUACGGGAAGGAUGCCGCGAAUGUCGCCAAGGACGCCGUUGAAUACGGAGCGGCCCAGAAGUUCGACGUGGUUCUGAUUGACACUGCCGGUCGUCGCCAUAACGAUGAGCGCCUGAUGUCCUCGCUGGAGAAGUUUGCCAAGUUCGCCCGACCCGACAAGAUUUUCAUGGUUGGAGAAGCCCUGGUCGGAACAGACAGUGUGAUGCAGGCGCGUAACUUCAACAAAGCCUUUGGCACUGGGAGAAACCUGGAUGGGUUUAUCAUCAGUAAAUGCGACACGGUUGGCGACAUGGUGGGCACCCUUGUGAGCAUGGUCCAUGCCACUGGAAUUCCCAUUGUGUUCUUGGGAGUCGGUCAGCAUUACGGGGAUCUGCGAGGGCUUAGUGUGCCUUGGGCGGUUAAUUUGUUGAUGAAGUGAUGAAAUGGCAUGGGAUAAUCGCUAUGGAUUAAUGUUGUGUGUAUAGUGCUCCGGGUGUGUUCUGAACUUCUGGGACACUUACUAGCUCCCAGGUUAAUCUGGCUAGCUUAUAAUAAGUAAUUCUGGAGUAGCUUUAUCUUGUUUAUAAUACUUUAUGUAAUUAGAAUAGGUCUUUAUACUGUGUACGAACUAAC
Messenger RNA from Aspergillus steynii IBT 23096, 2204 nucleotides. RefSeq names its product signal recognition particle receptor subunit alpha. Gene Ontology annotation, cellular component: signal recognition particle receptor complex; endoplasmic reticulum membrane. The record is from RefSeq and is a predicted model, not a curated record. Gene Ontology annotation, biological process: SRP-dependent cotranslational protein targeting to membrane. The transcript is spliced from 3 exons. NCBI's taxonomy places the organism in Eukaryota, Fungi, Ascomycota, Eurotiomycetes, Eurotiales, Aspergillaceae. Gene Ontology annotation, molecular function: ATP hydrolysis activity; signal recognition particle binding; GTPase activity. The coding region runs from base 82 to 2010 and encodes 642 amino acids.